Arachis duranensis is the source of this 3344-nucleotide messenger RNA. Its product is annotated as histidine kinase 3. Gene Ontology annotation, biological process: phosphorelay signal transduction system; phosphorylation. NCBI's taxonomy places the organism in Eukaryota, Viridiplantae, Streptophyta, Magnoliopsida, Fabales, Fabaceae. Gene Ontology annotation, molecular function: phosphorelay sensor kinase activity. The record is from RefSeq and is a predicted model, not a curated record.
AUGAGAUGGCCGGAAACGGUUGGAAGAAAGAACGAUAUCGCCGGAAAACGAAAAGAGGGUUUUCUGUUUCCCUUCCGGCACAGACUCCCCAACCUUAUUGAUUUGAAGUGGAAACGAUUUUUUUAUUCUUUCUCAAGUAUCUGCCACUCUUCCUUUUCUUCUUCUUCUUCUUGGGAGAGAUUAGUGGUUAACAUUGUGGAAGAUUGUCUGGAACUGUUGAUACUCAACUUGUGUUGUUUACUGUUGUGGGCGAGUUUGAUCCAUGGAGUUGGGUUUGGUCUGAAAGUGGGGCAUUUAUGUUUAUUGCUAUGUUCCUGGCUUGUGUCUGUGUUCUACCUCACGUGGUUCAAUAGCAGUGGAAGAUUGAAGAGCAAGAUCUCAGGGAACGGGUUCAAGGUUCAGCAACACAAGUACCAAAGUAUUGGAUCCAUGAAACUGAAGAGUGGUUGGGUGAGAAGGGCUUUUUAUUCAUGGAUUCUAGUUUGUACGUUGGGAGGUUUGUACGGGUUCUGGCGCAUGAGCAUACAUGCUUGUGAGCAGAGGAAAGAAAGUCUAAUAAGCAUGUGUGAUGAAAGAGCAAGGAUGCUGCAGGAUCAGUUCAAUGUGAGCAUGAACCAUAUACAAGCCAUGUCCAUUUUGAUAAAAACCUUCCACCAUAACAUGAACCCCUCGGCCAUCGAUCAGAGCACUUUUGCUAGAUACACUGAAAGAACUUCGUUUGAGAGGCCCCUCACAAGUGGUGUUGCAUACGCUGUAAGAGUGCUCCAUUCUCAAAGGGAACAGUUUGAGAAGCAACAAGGAUGGACUAUCAAGAAGAUGGAUACUUUGCAACAAUCCCUUGUUCAAGAAGAAUAUGCUCCUGUCAUCUUUGCACAAGAUACAAUUGCACAUGUCAUUUCUCUUGAUGUGCUAUCUGGAAAGGCAAACCGUGAGAAUGUGCUCCGAGCAAGGGAGUCAGGCAAAGGAGUUUUAACUGCACCCUUUCGGCUUCUCAAAACGAAUCGCCUUGGGGUAAUCCUCACAUUUGCUGUCUACAAGAGAAAUCUUCCAUCCAAUGCAACCCUUGAUCAGAGGAUUCAAGCAACUGAUGGAUAUCUUGGUGGAGUCUUUGAUGUUGAGUCGUUAGUGGAGAAACUACUGCAACAACUUGCUAGUGAGAAAGCUGUAGUUGUUAAUGUGUAUGAUACUACCAAUAGUACACAUCCCAUUGUCAUGUACGGUUCAAAUAUAUCAGGGGACUCUUUCUCUCAUGUCAGCACUCUUAACUUUGGAGACCCUCUCAGGAAGCAUGAGAUGCACUGCAGGUUCAAACAAAAACUGCCAUGGCCAUGGUUGGCAUUUAACACUUCUGUAGGAGGCUUUAUUAUUUGUGUCCUUCUUGGGUAUAUUUUCUAUGCCACCUGCAAUCGAGUUGUCAAAGCGGAAGAGGAUCGGGAUAAGAUGACUGAGCUUAAAAAGCGAGCUGAGGCGGCUGAUAUUGCAAAAUCCCAGUUUCUUGCUACUGUGUCCCACGAGAUUAGAACACCAAUGAAUGGGGUUUUAGGGAUGUUGCAUAUGCUUAUGGACACGGAUCUAGACGUAACCCAACAAGAGUACGUGAGAACGGCGCAGGGAAGUGGAAAAGCUUUGGUGUCACUGAUAAACGAGGUAUUGGAUCAGGCAAAGAUUGAAGCUGGUAAGCUGGAGCUUGAAGCUUCGCUGUUUGACUUGCGUGCUGUUUUGGAUGAUAUAUUAUCAUUAUUUUCAGAAAAGUCUCAAGGAAAAGGAAUAGAGUUGGCAGCUUAUGUAUCAGAUGAGGUUCCUGAGCUGUUAAUAGGUGAUGCAGGAAGGUUUAGACAAAUAAUUACCAAUCUCAUGGGUAAUUCAAUUAAGUUCACAGAGAAAGGGCAUAUUUAUGUGACUGUCCAUCUUGUUGAGGAGGUGGUCCAUUCAAUACAGAUUGAUAAAGAAUUAGGCAUGGAAAAUGUGAAUACCCUGAGUCUGAGUGGUUUCCCUGUUGCUGAUAGUCGCCGAAGCUGGGAAGGCUUCAAAGCAUUCAGUCAAGUAGGGCCUCUUGGUUCUUUCUCAUCCUCUGUUACUGAUGUAAUCAAUUUGAUUGUAUCGGUUGAGGACACCGGCGAAGGAAUCCCUCUGGAAGCGCAGUCUCGAAUCUUCACUCCGUUCAUGCAGGUUGGGCCUUCCGUUUCCCGGAGACACGGUGGAACAGGUAUUGGCCUAAGCAUUAGCAAGUGUUUGGUUGGUCUCAUGAAUGGCGAAAUUGGAUUUGUCAGCAUACCUAAGAUUGGAUCCACCUUCACUUUUACUGCUCUCUUCACCAAUUCAACUGACUGCAAAAUUCAGCAACUCAACAACAACAACAGCCACUCUAAUCCUCCAUCUUCAGAAUUUCAGGGAAUGACCGCGUUAAUCAUUGACCCUAGAUCGGUNNNAGGUUUAUCCACCAUAACUGAAGGCAAUCAGAUUAUCAAUAUGGUACUUAUUGAGCAGGAAGUGUGGGAUAGAGAUUCAGCCAUGUCAUCUCGAUUUGUCGAUGGCGCCAGUAGAGUAGGCGUUCCUCCUAAGUUGUUCAUUCUUGUUAAUUCUAAUGGCUGGACAUCAGGUAUUGGUAAUCCCACUGUGAUCGUAAAACCUCUGAGAGCAAGUAUGCUUGCUGCCUCGCUGCAGCGAGCCAUGGGUGUUACUUGCCGAAAUGGGGAGCUUCCGAGUUUAUCUGUUGGCCACCUUCUUGGCGGGAAGAAAAUUCUAAUUGUAGAUGACAAUGUUGUGAACCGCACCGUAGCAGCUGGUGCUUUGAAAAAGUAUGGAGCAGAUGUGGUGUGUGUUAGCAGCGGAAAAGAGGCCAUCUCUAAACUAAAACCACCCCAUGAGUUCGAUGCGUGCUUCAUGGAUAUUCAAAUGCCAGAAAUGGACGGUUUUGAAGCUACAAAGAAAAUCAGGGAGAUGGAACGUUGCGCCAAGAGAGAAGGUUUUGUAGAUAACUUAUCAAAGUGGGAUGUCCCUAUUUUGGCCAUGACUGCAGACGUGAUCCAGGCUACCCAUGAGGAGUGUGUAAGGUGUGGCAUGGUUGGAUAUGUUUCUAAACCGUUUGAAGCCGAACAGCUUUAUCGAGAAGUCUCAAGGUUUUUCCACUCCUGAUGAAUAAUGUCCACAAUACAAAUUACUUUGGAGGCUAGGAGCCAAGUUUGUUUGUUAUGAUUGAUGAAAAAUUCAUCUUAGGGUAUUAGAACCCGUUGAUUCUUCCAUGUAGCAUCUCAUCUUCAUCCUCGGUAACUGUAAAUUGAAAAUAAUUGAGGGAAUUUGAAGAAUCAGAUAUACUAUAUUAACCAGAUUCACAUUAUGCUCCU